This is a messenger RNA of Tilletiopsis washingtonensis, 1571 nucleotides long. Its product is annotated as cystein synthase. Gene Ontology annotation, molecular function: cysteine synthase activity. Bases 161 to 1252 code for a protein of 363 amino acids. Lineage: Eukaryota; Fungi; Basidiomycota; Exobasidiomycetes; Entylomatales. The record is from RefSeq and is a predicted model, not a curated record. Gene Ontology annotation, cellular component: cytoplasm. The transcript has 4 exons.
GCGCGCCGCCGCCAGCGCGGUGCGCAGCACGCCGGCGACGGCCGUGUCGACGCGCGCGCCGACGGCCGGCUUCGUCGGCGCCAUCGGCAACACGCCGCUGAUCCGCCUCGAGCGCCUGAGCGCGCGCAUCGGCGCCAACGUGCUCGGCAAGGCCGAGUUCAUGAACCCCGGCGGCAGCGUCAAGGACCGCGCCGCGCUGUACCUCGUCAAGGACGCCGAGGAGAAGGGUGAGUCGCGCAGCAGUGGAGGUGCGAGGCAGGCGCAGCGACGGCGGAGCCAGGUGCAGCGAGGACGACGCACAGCCAGCUGGCUGCCUCGACCCAGUCGCAUCGCAAGCGCAGGAGCACGCGCGGCCGCACCUCAGGCGGUAUGUGCUUGGCUGACUCGCGGCGCAGGCCUCAUCAAGCCCGGCGGCACCGUCGUCGAGGGAACGGCGGGCAACACGGGCAUCGGCCUCGCACACGUGUGCCGCAGCAAGGGCUACAAGUGCGUCAUCUACAUGCCCGACUCGCAGAGCCAGGAGAAGAUCGACCUGCUGCGCAUGCUCGGCGCCGAGGUGCACCCCGUGCCUGCGGUGCCUGUGUCCGACCCGAACAACUACAAUUGGCAGGCGCAGCGGCACGCCGAGUCGCUCGACAACGCCGUGUGGACGAACCAGUUCGACAACCCGUCGGGCAACCGCCGCGCACACAUCGAGACGACGGGCCCCGAGAUCUGGGCGCAGACCGACGGCGGCAAGUUCGACGGCUUCGUGUGCGCCACGGGCACCGGCGGCACGCUCGCCGGCACGGCGCGCUACCUCAAGGAGGCGAGCGACGGGCGCGUCAAGAUCUGGCUCGCCGACCCGCCGGGCUCGGUGCUGCACGCCUACAUCCAGAGCGGCGGCGAGCUGCUCGACCGCUCGGGCGGCAGCAUCACCGAGGGCAUCGGGCAGGGACGCGUGACGGAGAACCUGAAGCCUGACAUCGGCCUCGUCGACGACAGCGUGCGCAUCGAGGACGAGGAGAGCAUCCGCAUGGUGUACGAGUGCCUCGCCGAGGAGGGCCUGUACAUCGGCGCCAGCUCGGCGCUCAACGUCGUCGCGGCGGCAAAGAUGGCCGAGAAGCUCGGGCCCGGCUCGACGGUCGUGACGAUCCUCUGCGACGGCGCCUACCGGUAUCAGCAGCGCCUCUUCAGCCGCAAGUGGCUCGAGAGCAAGAAGCUCGACACGGCCAUCCCCGACCACCUGCAAAAGUACAUCGUGCUGCCAUAGACUGCUGCCGCGGCAGCCAGCACCACGCCUCCUCUUCGCGCGAGUCGGGAGAGAGAGAAUGUGCAUUAGAUACCGCGCCAGAGGGAGAGCGGAUCGGACGCCGGGGAGCAUAGGGCAAGGAGCGUGCGAUGGGAGCGGCCCAUCGAGGAGCAGCAGCGUGCACGAGCUUGACGUGCAUGCGCGACCGGAGCAAGGGUGGCCCGGCUUCACCUGCUGCUGCCGCAGAAGCGGCAUAGCACAGAGCACAUCAGAGCGCAAAGGCGGCCAGCACGGCGGCGCAGACGGCCGCAGCGCUGGGAGCACCGCGCGAGGACCACGC